Molecule: messenger RNA, 3000 nt
Organism: Chinchilla lanigera (long-tailed chinchilla)
Lineage: Eukaryota; Metazoa; Chordata; Mammalia; Rodentia; Chinchillidae
Gene: Qrfpr
Product: pyroglutamylated RFamide peptide receptor
Exons: 6
Coding region: 261-1550 (429 amino acids)
Biological process (GO): G protein-coupled receptor signaling pathway
Cellular component (GO): membrane
Molecular function (GO): neuropeptide Y receptor activity; peptide binding
Source: RefSeq, a predicted model, not a curated record
UCCUCGCCGGCGCUCAGCUCUCGGAUACUCCGGACCAGAACUGGGGAAGAACUUUGUUUUUAUUGAGCCGAGAACAUUUUUGGACAAUGGGUUGAGUCUCACGCACUGGUCCCCAGCUCUUUAGUGUGGGUUUGAUCAGCGCGCUGCCGUCCUCCUCCCGAACCUCCUGGGGUGCCGCCCAGAGCCCCCAGCCCCCGUGCACGAACCUCGAGGGUGACCCGGCGGUAGCGGGCGGUGCCCGCGCCCCGGGAGCGCACGGCAUGCAGGCGCUCAACAUCACCCCUGAGCAGUUCUCGCGGCUGCUGAGGGACCACAACCUGACGCGGGAGCAGUUCAUCGCCUUGUACAGGCUGCGGCCGCUCGUCUACACCCCGGAGCUGCCCGCGCGCGCCAAGCUGGCCUUCGUGCUCACCGGGGUGCUCAUUUUCGUCCUGGCGCUUUUUGGCAACGCGCUGGUGGUCUAUGUGGUGACCCGCAGCAAGGCGAUGCGCACGGUCACCAACAUCUUCAUCUGCUCCUUGGCGCUCAGCGACCUGAUGAUCACCUUCUUCUGCAUCCCGGUCACGGUGCUGCAGAACAUCUCGGACAACUGGCUGGGGGGUGCCUUCAUUUGCAAGAUGGUGCCUUUUGUCCAGUCUACUGCUAUUGUGACCGAAAUUCUCACUAUGACCUGCAUUGCUGUGGAAAGGCACCAGGGACUCGUUCACCCCUUUAAGAUGAAGUGGCAGUACACCAACCAAAGAGCUUUUACAAUGCUAGGUGUGGUCUGGCUGGUGGCAGUCAUCGUAGGUUCACCCAUGUGGCAUGUGCAACGACUUGAGAUCAAGUACGACUUCCUAUAUGAAAAAGAACACAUCUGUUGCUUGGAAGAGUGGGCCAGCCCAGGGCACCAGAAAAUCUACACCACCUUCAUCCUUGUCAUCCUCUUCCUCCUGCCUCUUAUGGUGAUGCUUGUCCUGUAUAGUAAAAUUGGUUAUGAACUUUGGAUCAAGAAAAGAGUGGAAGAUGGUUCAGUGCUUCGAACUAUCCAUGGAAAAGAAAUGUCCAAAAUAGCCAGGAAGAAGAAGCGAGCUGUCAUCAUGAUGGUGACAGUAGUGGCUCUCUUUGCUGUGUGCUGGGCUCCUUUCCACGUUGUUCACAUGAUGAUUGAAUAUAGUAAUUUUGAAAAGGAGUAUGAUGAGGUUACAAUCAAGAUGAUUUUUGCUAUAGUGCAAGUAAUUGGAUUUUCCAACUCCAUCUGUAAUCCAAUUGUCUAUGCAUUUAUGAAUGAAAACUUCAAGAAAAACUUUCUGUCUGCAGUUUGCUAUUGUAUAGUAAAAGAAACCUUGUCACCAGCAAGGAAGCAUGGAAACUCGGGAAUUACAAUGAUGCAGAAGAAAGGAAAGCUAUCCCGAAGAGAGAACACAGUAGAGGAGACAAAAGGAGAAGCAUUCAGUGACGGCAACAUUGAAGUCAAGUUGUGUGAACAGGCAGAGGGGAAAAAGAAAUCUCAAGCGACAUCUGCCCUCUUUAGCUGUGAACUUUCUAAGAAUUCAGCUUUAGGCAACUAGCAUUAAAUGUAACAAUGUCUUCAUAAUUAAUAUGAUUUAUCUUAUAAUCUGAAUGUUAUUUUCAGCAAAGGUCAAAGAGUUUUAAAAUGGCUACAAGAAGGACACAAAUCACGUUUUUCCAAUUUAAAAUGACAUUAUACGUGAACAUAUAAUUUUUAAAAAUUCCUAAACCAUCCCUAUAGGUUAUUAAAAUGGAAUUUUAGAGACUUUGUAUAGAAAUCAAUGUUCUUGGCUAGCAGUUUUCCCUUGUGCAGUGAAUAUAAUGUGAUUUUCUAUGUAUUGCUAAAUUGGAUGAAAAACAUAUUAAAAGUAUGUCUGUUUUCUUGACUAUUAAGUAAAAAGCUGAAUAGUGUGAUAUAAUUCAUACUGCACUGUUGAAAUGAAAUGAUAGAAUCUUUCACAAGUGAAAUCUGUGCCAUAAUCAUGGAAUCGAAGACGAUGGGGCAGCAGCCAAGUGAUGAAUUAGACUUUGAGGUAGAUGCCUAUAUUAGAGCUUCUUACAGCCCUCCAGGUUACCAUUUCUCAGAUGACUUCCAAGUGACUUCAGCUUUUUGUCUCUUUUAACUCCUCAUGUGUUCCUGGGCAAACUGGGGACGUUACAUUUUCUGUUUCACACAGUCACUGUGAGAGCUUAACAAGGUGUGAGCAGAAAUGCACUCUGUGCUCUAUAGCAUCCUCAGGUCUGCAGUGCUUUGCUGGUUCCUCCUGCUGUGAACGUCCUCUUUCCAUUCCUGCUGCCUUCUGAGACUUGCUCUCCAUCCCUAGUCCUGUCCGACUUUCCUGUCAUGCUUAUUUUGCAACUGAUUUCUCUAAUCAAAAGAAAGAGUUAGGGAUUCUCACUUAUCGAUGGACUGUAAUAUAAUUAGAUCAAUCUAACAUCCUCUAUAUUUUAAGACCCUUAUUUUCACUAGUAGGACUGAAUAAUUGUUCAUAUAUAAAUAACUUUUUUAAUGUAGUAAGUAGAUGGAGUAAUCAACAUCAGUCCAUAAAGUUUUCCGGUGCCCAAGGCUGAUCCCUAGAACUGGGUCAGGAAGAAAAAUAUAAAUCCCCAGCCAUAUUCCUUCAACCCUCAUUUUACUCUCUCUUCAGGCUCCUGACACCCAAGUGUCAUGGAUCCAGAGGCCACCAGCACAGCCCUCUACCACCUCCCCUUCAACAUCUGAGAUUUCCAAAGUCCAGCAUAGCCUUAGGGCCAAAACUAUUUUCUGCCUCCGGUUUUGCAGCACUUAUUCUCCUAGUUACAUAAUAGAUAAGAAAAGAAGUCCAUCCAAAGGAUGAUUUGUGAUUUAAGGUUUAAGACUGGAAAACCAAAGAACUCAGGUUGUGAUAACUCUCAAGUUACAGACCUUUAAUUUUGUAUGUCAUUGAAACAUGCAUGGAAAAGACAAAACUGAAACAGUGUGUGGGGUUUUUAAAAAGUGCCAUUAUGACACAGAAAAAUAAACAAAGA